Talaromyces atroroseus is the source of this 588-nucleotide messenger RNA. RefSeq lists its product as hypothetical. The record is from RefSeq and is a predicted model, not a curated record. Lineage: Eukaryota; Fungi; Ascomycota; Eurotiomycetes; Eurotiales; Trichocomaceae. Bases 1 to 588 code for a protein of 195 amino acids. The transcript has a single exon.
AUGCAACCACAGGUUGAUCUACUUUUCAAGUCCAAGAUACUGAACGCCCCGCAGCCAAGCAACGGCUCCAACCAGAAGUCGGCCAUCUCAAUCGACCUUGCUCUAUCUCUCGUGGAGGAAGGCAUGAAGACAUGGCAGAUGCCGAUAAUGUGUCACUCGUGUCGAUGCAACGACGAUCAUGAAGUCAUCCUCUUAGCGUUUAUGAGCAUCCAAUCUAUUGCCCGAUACUUUCAACGUCUGAUUUCACAAUCUCGAGGAGAAACACCCGGUACGACACGCUUUGUUAACCUAGACGAGUGUCCCAUUAAAACACAGGUUUUCACGAUUGGGUCUUUUCAAAUCACGGGAGAUAACCGUUUGCUGUUGCUCACAACGCUUCUUAUAAAUACAGUACAAAAGCUCGAGUGGGUUCUUACUUCGUUACAGAAGGUCUUGGAAGAAAAGAGCGUCCGCUUCGCUCUAGAUCAGACAAAUGGCACGGAAGAUACGGGAACUGGCUCGAUGUCUGGAGAUCUAUUUCAUAUACAGCAGAUGUUUUCUGGGCUUUCUAGAUCCUUAAAGUCGCUCGAAGAGUAUUUGAGUCCUUGA